AUACUGGUGUCAAUCUUGAUAUAGAGAGCGAUCAACAAACACCCGAUCAGUGCCAAAACGUUUGCAACGAUGGAAUGCUGAAUAACAAAUUCCUAACUUGGGAACUUGCAGAAAAAUGGUACAUUGAUUAUGCAAGAAAUGUCGGGUUCGAUGUACGACGAUGCUGCUGCAAGACUUCAAAGGAUGGAAUAGUGAAGAACAAGCAAUGGGAGUGUUCAAACGCAGGUUACAGACGGAUAAUUUCAGAAGGGCACCAAAGAGUUAGACGGGAAAAACCAAACAAUAGAUGUGGUUGCCCUGCUAAAUUUUGUGUUGCACGUGACAUCCGUGACGGAUUGUACAGGGUAACAAAUUUCAAAAUCCAUUGGAGAAUGGUGGUGGAGACAACUUGUGACGACGAAGGUGGAUUGACCAAAUUUUUUUGGUCGGAUGGGUUUUCACAGUCUGCAUAUGAGCAAUUUGGUGACGUUCUCAUUUUUGACAGCACUUACAAAACAAACACAUACAAAUUCCCGUUGGUCAUAUUUUUGGAAAUAGAUAACCACCUAAAUACAACAAUUUUUGGUGGGGCCUUGCUGCAUAAUGAGACAUCCGAAUCCUACCUGUGGUUGCUAAAAAAAUUUUUAGCGGCAAUGAAAUCGAAGAUGCCUGCUACCGUUGUCACGGAUCAAGACGAUGCUAUGCGUUCUGCAAUAAUUAAAGUGUUCCCCGAAGUUAAACAUAGGCUGUGUGCGUUGCAUCUUGAGAGAAAUUGUGCACAGCGAGUGAAGGCCCACGGUUUCUGCAAAAUAUUUGGGAAGUUUAUAAUGAAGAAUUGGACUCCCAAUGACUUCGAAUCUGAAUGGGAAUUACAAAUAAACAGACAUGGUGUGGCAGACAAUACGUGGGUGAAAGAUACAUAUAAAAGGAAACAUCAAUGGUGUGACGCUUAUCUUAGAGGGAAUUUCAUGGGGAUGACUAGAACAACCCAAAGAGCGGAAUUCGUGAAUGCACUCUUCAAGCAGGGGGAAAAUCGGGCAGCACUAUUACGGAGCUCCUUAAAAACUUCCAUAAUAUUGUGGGUCACACCACUUCACGGGAUUCUUGUUCAGCUGUUUGGACUUUAUACACGCUCGGUUUUUGGUAAAGUUAGAAGGGAGGUUGAUUGUGAGCAAAAUAAUAUUGUGAUUGAGAAGAGGACUGACGAUGGGGAGUCAUAUGUCUUCCAAAUGGAAAAUUAUGAUCCAACAACCAAAAGAGAAUGGUCGGUGAAGGUGAAUAUAAAUGAAGGCAUAUUCAAGUGUGAUUGCAAGAUGCUGGAAACAGAUGGCAUUCUAUGUAUUCAUCUAUUUACUGCAUUCAAGUACUUGCAUGUUCAAAAG
This is a messenger RNA of Striga hermonthica, 1361 nucleotides long. NCBI's taxonomy places the organism in Eukaryota, Viridiplantae, Streptophyta, Magnoliopsida, Lamiales, Orobanchaceae. The record is from the annotation of a GenBank genome assembly.